Pocillopora verrucosa is the source of this 2267-nucleotide messenger RNA. NCBI's taxonomy places the organism in Eukaryota, Metazoa, Cnidaria, Anthozoa, Scleractinia, Pocilloporidae. The record is from RefSeq and is a predicted model, not a curated record.
ACUUUUUGCAGUCAUCUUUGAUACAGAGAAGAUGAUUUUUCUGGUGUUACUGCUUUUGGGAUUCACGGCUAAGGGGCAGCAGCUGCCAUGUGGCAGUACGCCUAUUCCUCAGUCACGAGUUAUAGGAGGACAAGAUGCCAAACCUGGGGCUUGGCCAUGGCAGAUAGCUCUGAAACGAAAUGGAGGGUUUACCUGCGGAGGAUCACUGAUUUCUGAUUCGUGGGUCAUUACAGCCGCCCACUGCGUGGCAAGGAGUUCAAAUCCUGCCUCAUACAAAAUUGUUGUUGGCGAUCAUAAUCGAAACACAAACGAGGGAACCGAGGAAGAGGUUGGGGCUCAAAGAAUCAUUAGCCAUCCAUCAUACAACAGACCCAGCCCCAUCAACAAUGACAUAGCCUUGAUUAAACUGUCCAGACCAGUAAAGCUUUCUCAAAGGGUGAAUCCCAUAUGUUUGCCAUCAUACGACUCAGAUGUACCUACUGGAUCAAAAUGUUACAUAACGGGUUGGGGAAAAAUAAAACAUCCGGGAAGUUCGUAUCACAUCUUACAACAGGCCAUGAUGCCACCGAUCGACAACAAUAAAUGCAAACAAAAGAUCAGCCAGGCAGGAGUGUCAAUACCCUUUACUCGCGAGAUGCUUUGUGCGGGCGUGGAGAAUACCAUUCUGAGUGGUUGUCAUGGUGACAGUGGAGGUCCUUAUGUGUGUCUGAACUCAGACAAGAAAACUUACACCUUGCAUGGCGCUGUCAGUUGGGGGUCUGGACAGUGUAAUGCCAAGAUGAUUUUCACCGUAUUUGCCCGAGUGACAAGAUUCCGAGCUUGGAUCAAACAGUACACUAAUUUGGAUGGAGGAGGAGGAGGAGGAGGAACACCACCGACACCACCGGUGCCAACAACCGCUGGGAACGCUGUGUUCUCGUGCGACUUUGAUCAAAAUUUGUGUGGAUUUGUUCAAUCAAAAAAUGACAAGUUUGACUGGACUGUUAGAUCAGGAAGUACACCUUCUUCUUCUACUGGGCCAAGUGCAGAUGCCUCUGGAAAUGGAAAAUAUGCAUAUAUCGAGACUUCUUCUCCAAGAGUACAAGGGGACAAUGCUAAGCUUGUAAAAGACGGUUUGUCCUUCAAAACGAAGAAAUGUUUGUCAUUCUACUAUCACAUGAACGGAAAUACCAUGGGAACAUUAAACGUGUUUGUGGGGCAAAGGAAAAUAUUUUCUAAGUCAGGAAAUCAAGGAGAUCAGUGGAAAAAAGCAUCAAUCGAUGUGACUGACGCUGGAGCAUCAGAGUUGAUAUUCGAGGGCAUUCGUGGAAGUAGUUAUAGAGGAGAUGCAGCCAUCGACAACGUGGUGCUGAUGGAAUGUGGCAGUGGCGGUGGCGGAUCUUCACCCCCUCCAAUAACAGCUGCGCCCCCUCCCGCACUUGGUUCUUGCGGUAUCCGUCCACAAAGCAGGAUCGUUGGUGGUGUCGCCGCUAAACAGGGUGACUGGCCAUGGCAGGUUCAGUUACGAACCACAAGUGGCUUUCCCUAUUGUGGAGGUUCCCUUGUCAGUUCCGGAUGGGUCGUUACGGCCACUCACUGUGUCAGGGGUAAAUCGCCAAGUUCCAUUAUCGUAAGAGCUGGUGCCCAUAGACGUGUUAAAAAUGUUGGUACUGAGCAGGACUUGAAAGUGAUCAAAGUUAUCACUCAUCUAUCUUAUCACAAGCCAACAACAUAUGCUCACGACAUCGCUCUACUCAAACUGGAGAAACAAGCUCAGACUAACAGGUUUGUUAACCCGGUAUGUCUUCCCGAUGCCGUCUCUGAACCAGCUGACGGCACCAGAUGCUGGAUCACGGGUUGGGGCCGACUUUCUUCCGGGGGUGCUACACCAGACUAUCUUCAGCAAGUUCAGGUCCCGGUGGUAAGUCGAGCUCGUUGUGAUAAAGCCUACCCGGGGAAGAUCCACGACUCCAUGAUCUGUGCAGGCCUGGACCAGGGAGGAAUAGAUUCCUGUCAGGGGGAUAGUGGGGGACCAAUGGUUUGUGAGACCGGAGGGAAGUUUUAUCUGCACGGUGCCACCAGCUGGGGUUAUGGAUGCGCCAGUCCUGGCAAGUUUGGUGUCUACGCGAAAGUGAAAUACCUGUUGAAAUGGCUCAGAGGAGAGAUGUCAAAGAACUAACUCAAGGAAAUGUCGAUUGAUAGUACUUAUUGGUGCUCUUCUAGCACAUGAGAAACAGAGGGGUUAAAUUGUGUAGCUAAUGAGGGAAAUAAAGGCAUUUAAAAAAGAA